This is a messenger RNA of Sporisorium graminicola, 2088 nucleotides long. RefSeq lists its product as uncharacterized. Bases 1 to 2088 code for a protein of 695 amino acids. The record is from RefSeq and is a predicted model, not a curated record. Gene Ontology annotation, cellular component: PcG protein complex; transcription regulator complex. The transcript has a single exon. NCBI's taxonomy places the organism in Eukaryota, Fungi, Basidiomycota, Ustilaginomycetes, Ustilaginales, Ustilaginaceae. Gene Ontology annotation, biological process: regulation of transcription by RNA polymerase II. Gene Ontology annotation, molecular function: DNA-binding transcription factor activity, RNA polymerase II-specific; RNA polymerase II cis-regulatory region sequence-specific DNA binding.
AUGGCACCCUUCUCCCUACCAUCCGCCGGAGGCGUCGUUUCUUUGCUCAACGACCGUGCUCCACCGCAGUACAAGACCGAGCAAACUAGCACGUUCUCGGAUCCACCGUACCCUUCCCGCUUUCGUCACUCUCCCACAAGCAUGUCUCAUUCUGCUUUCGAUUCUACCUCAUCGUCAACAGAAUCUCUCCUGCGCAGUGGCGACCGUUCCACUGCCUCCACCUCUCCACCUACCUCGCUAGACUUGUCCUACGAAAACAGGUCUGCUCAUCACAAGCCUCACACCGCCACCGCCGCCGCAACGCGAUUGCCGCGCAUCGAAACGCUCGAGGAGCAUCCCGAGCCUUACCAUCGAGGUUUGCAGGGACACAAGGUGCUUCGCGGCAACCACAUCUCCACCGAGCCCCAGAGCAUUGGUAUGCGACCGGGAGAGCCUCUGCCUCCUUCAGCUACCGGCAUCUUUCCUCCAGGUCAGUGGGACCGAUCGGGCGCCUACCUCGAUCCCAACGACUACAGCCGUCGUUCCUCCAGCAGCAGCAGCGACAGCACCUACCUCUUUGACCGCGCCAUGCCCUACGGCGACGCUAGCAACGCAAUGGCCAAGCGCAGCGCCAAGGAUAACAGCUCGGGCGCCAUCACCGUCGGCGGCAAGAAGCGCUAUCCGUGCCAGCACCCUGGUUGCGACAAGACUUUCUCAACUAGCGGCCACGCUGCGCGUCACAACCGCAUCCACACGGGCCAGAAACCUUACCGUUGCACUUUCCCCGGUUGCAAGGCUCGUUUCUCUCGACAAGACAACAGCUUGCAACAUUAUCGCACCCACAUUCUGCACCCCAAGGGACGCGCCUCCCAGACGGCGCAGGCACGCGAUGCAGCAGCUCAGCUGGAGCUCGACCAUCUCGACCUCGACGCCGCCGAUGCAGAGGCGGAAGCCAAAGCCGAGCUUGGCCGACGCGCUCUCGAGGAUGGCACCGCCAUCGCCGUGGUGCACGAAGUCAAAGAUCAGCAUGGCCGCAAAAAGGGCGAGACCAUCGAGAGGAUGGUGGGCAUGCCGCGCAGCCGACGCGAUUCGUUGCGCGGUGGUCUCGACGACGACCGCAGCGCCUCGCCUUCUUCGAUCGAUGACGUGCGAAUGAAGAGGGAGUCGAGUCUACCCGGCGUGGGUCUCGAUGCUGCGGGUCACUAUGAGGCGCCGGCCGACUACUGGUCAGCACAGAUGGCCAAGCAAGGCCGUCUGUCCCUGCCUCACAGUGCUGUUCCUUACGACCCUCGCUACCGCGACCCUGCUCCGCCUGCACCGUAUGCUCGUGAUGCAGCGAUGAACGGUGGCGUCUACCCCGGCUCUGCGCCGCCUGUCGCGUGGAGUCAAGCUCCACCACCGUUCAUCGAUCCUCGCUUUGCCCCUGGCUAUCCUCGUUCGACCGUGUCGGUAUCGCCGCAUCGACGUGACAUGUACGACCCGUCGUCGCGCAUCGCAGCAGCGUCGUUGGAUCCUGAGCUGGCUGGUGCCGACUCGUCGGCUGCUGAAUACCACCGUCGAAGCACAUCGACGAGCAGCAGCCAGCGCGAUCGCGUGCCACCGAGCGUAGCCACGCUACCACCGCCGGGCCCUGCCUCGCGCAUGCCAAUGGCGGCUCAUGCGGCGUCUGCGCCCGUGUCCGGUGUGCCUUCAGCCCGCUCUUCGCAGAGCCCCAAAUCGAGCCCGACUUCGAGUGCCUACUCGGUUCCGGAGGGCAUCGCAGCUUCGGCGCUCGACAAGCUCAGUGCGGCGGCUGCGUCGUCCAGCCCUGCAGCCACGACGUCGUUGUCGGCCCGCGGUCGACUCAUGGGCGGCGGUGCCAACGGUGCUUCGGCCGCCUCGUCGUCGUCGUCGUCGUCGGCAGGCUACCAACAUCCGUACAGCUCGGACCGCUCGACUAACUACGCCUCUACGUCGCUGCCGCCCAUCUCGUCGGCGCGCGACCGCAGCAGCGAAGACACGCUGGACUUGGACCGCAAGACGAUGAGUUCCAGCUUGAGGAGCGGGCUAGCUGCUGAUCCCAAGAUCACUUUGCCCCCUCUCAACAACACUGUGGCUAGAAGGUGGUGA